Molecule: messenger RNA, 1603 nt
Organism: Acipenser ruthenus (sterlet)
Lineage: Eukaryota; Metazoa; Chordata; Actinopteri; Acipenseriformes; Acipenseridae
Product: alanine aminotransferase 2-like
Exons: 12
Coding region: 72-1535 (487 amino acids)
Biological process (GO): biosynthetic process
Molecular function (GO): L-alanine:2-oxoglutarate transaminase activity; pyridoxal phosphate binding
Source: RefSeq, a predicted model, not a curated record
CUUGUAUUUACUGAAGUACAGGAGCUCACAAGAAAAGACAAAAGAGUUUAGUGAAGAACAAGUGUCCAGUGAUGACCAGUCUGAAGAAAGUUUUGACCCUUAAAGAAGUCAGUCCAAUGGCCCACAGACUGACUGGUCUAAAAACUGACCUCCUGAUUGCAAGAGCUGAAGAACUGAGGAAAGAGAUUAAACAGGGAGUGAAGAAGCCCUUUAAAGAAGUAAUUGAAGUUCAUUCUGGAGAUGGGCAGGCAAUGGGCACGAAACCUGUGACGUUCAUUAGACAGGUGAUGGCAGCCUGUUUCUACCCUGAGCUCCUACAAAGUGAUCGACUCCCCCGUGAUGUGAAGUUCCGCGCUCAGGAGCUGCUGCAGCAGUGUGGGGGCAGUGUUGGAGUCUACAGCGACACUUUUGGCCUUGAGUAUGUACAGCACAAUGUGGCCCGGUUCAUUGAAGAGAGGGACGGGGGGGUUCCCUGUGACCCCCAAAACAUCUACCUGACUGCAGGGAGCCAGAAAGCAGGGCAGCUCUUGUUGAAUCUCCUGGUCCACACCUCUGGUUGUGGUUCUGGUCCUUGUGGUACAGGGGUUCUGGUUCCAGUCCCCUGCUCUCCCUGGUUCAGUCUGGCCCUGCAGGAAGCGGGAGGAGUCAGACUGCCCUACUUCCUGGCUGAUCAGGGUGUAUGCUGGGAGCUGGAUGUACAGGAGCUGCAGAGAGUCGUCCAGUCAGCCAGAGGGCACUGCACCCCUAGCGUGCUGUACAUCAACAACCCGGGGAACCCCACAGGUCAUGUCCAGAGCAGGCAGUCCAUUGAGGAGGUGAUUCGAUUUGCAGCCAGCGAGGGAUUGUAUCUGCUGGUGGACGAGGUGUAUCAGGACAGUGUGUUUGGGCAGGGCAGGGCUUUCCUCUCGUAUAAGAAGGUGCUCUAUGAGAUGGGUCCUGAGUUCUCCAGCCGUGUGGAGCUCGCUGCUAUCCACUCAGCAUCCAAGGGAGUUGCUGGAGAGUGUGGUUCUCGCUGCGGGUUCAUUGAGUUUGUGAAUUUAGACCCCCAGGUGAAGUCUCUCUCCGCUUCUUACUUCUCUGCUAAUUCUGUGCCCCCCACAUCGGGGCAGCUCGUCCUUGUCACAGCCCUGCACUCCCCUAGAGCAGGGGAGCCCUCAUACUACACCUGGACUCAGGAGAGUCAGUCACACCUCUCCUCACUUUCUCGGAACGCUGCGCUGGUUGUGGAAUCUCUGGACAGAAUUCCCGGGAUCAGAGUUCUCUCUCCUCAGGGAGGAUUCUUCUGUUUUCCUCGGAUUCACAUUCCCCCACUCGUAGUUCACGAGGCAGAGACUCAGGGCUUGUCCCCAGACCUAUUCUACUGUUUGCGGUUCCUAGAGGAAUGGGGGGUGGCUGUGGGACCCGGCAGUGAUUUCGGAGCGAGGGAGGGGUCCCAUCACAUCAGAUUGAAUCUCCUGCUGCCUCAUGACAAAUUGAAGAGUGUGUUGGAGAGUCUCGAGAAAUUCCACCUGCAGUUUACUGAAGAAUUUUCCUGAGCACAUUUAAAAAGGAUGCGAUCACACAGGAUGAUUCCUAAUUCAACAUUGUCAGAGCGUUGUGGAAU